AUGAUAAAAAAGGAGGUAAAAAACCACUACGCAAAUUCUAGCUGGGCCAAUGAAGAUAACAACUUUUAUUGCCUAAGUGGAAAGGUGAUUGGCCUGGAUGAGGCCUGUAAUGGCAUUGACAAUUGUAAUGACAAUUCAGAUGAACGAUAUGAAGUCUGCGCUAGGAAUAACUGUGAGGAUAAAUUUCGCUGCAAUUACGGAGGAUGCAUUGACAUACAGAAACGUUGUGAUGGAUCUCCGGAUUGUUGGGAUGAAAGUGAUGAAAAUAAAUAUGAGUGCGCAUCAAGUGAUGAGAUAGCUGGAUUGUACGAUGCUCUCAAGGGAAACUGCACAGGAGAAUUCGACUUCGAGUGUAGGAUAGGAAAUACACUUGGAUGCGUUCCAAUGAGUAAGGUCUGCAAUGGUAUCUUGGACUGUAAUGAUGGUAAAGACGAGGAUGUGGAAAUCUGCAGUGCUGUUCCAUGUAUGAAUGAAGCCUAUCGAUGCUCCACUGGAGGAUGCAUUAGAUCGGAUAAAGUGUGCGAUCAUAUACCUGAUUGUGGUGAUGGAUCGGAUGAAAUGGACGAUGUGUGCCUGGAAAAGAAAUUCUGGCAUAAACCAAUAACCGAGGAAGAGAAAAAGCCUAGACCUACUUCACCCGACCUAACAGAAACUGACCCUGGCUCUGAAACAGAAGAAACAGAAAUAGUAGUAGCCGAGAAAUCCAAAUGGCUAAGGUCUUUCUGUAAAAUUGAAGACGAUUCCGGUGCUUUAAUUGCGGAGGAUUACUUUACAUCGAACACUUACAAAACUGGCGCCGCUGUGGGCAAGAAUGGAGUAGUCCAUGUUAGAUGUAAGAGCGGCUACCAAUUAAUUGGCGAAGAGUUUAAAUUGUGUAAUGGAACACAUUGGAAUACUUACUGGCCAAGUUGUCAGCGAGUUUGCAAGCUGGAAAAUAAGCUGAAUCUUCAGCGGGAAUGUAAAACUGCUGAUGAAUUGAUCGACUGUGAGGCCUCGCCAAUUAUUCUAAAAGACACAGAAAUGAAGGUUAGUUGCGCUUCCGGUUAUGAGAGUGCAAAUGGACACACUUCUGCUAAUUUCCGUUGUGAAUCGGAUGGCAAAUGGAAAGGGAAUUCUAGUUUACCAAAUUGUAUACCCAAAUGUGGCAUUUUUUGGGAUGCUAAUGAAUCAACAUUUCCUUGGGUAGGAAGUCUCUUUCAGCGUGGAAAGUAUCCACAGUUUAAGUACAUGUCCUCGGUCACCAUUCUCUCACCGUAUGUGGUAAUAACUAACGCCCAUGUCUUCGAAGAGUCUUCAAUACCCGAAGUAAACUCUACGGAACCGCUGCUCUAUGCCAUUGCGGAGGGUAAUCAUACAAAGGAAUUUUCACCCCAAGAUGAGCAUGGAUAUGUUCUACAUAACAUCUCUCAAAUACAUAUUGCUUCUGUCACCAUAAAAGAUGCAGUUUACAAACUUGCCAUAUUAACUGUAGUUCAACCUUUCAUAUUUGGACCCAAUUUGCGACCCAUCUGCCUUGACUUUGGAGUUGCUUACUGGAAUGCCAAUAAUCCCAAUGAUUGGAGUGCUGUGGGAGAAAUUAUAUGGGAACCUCGAAAUCAACGAUACUAUCUAACCGGUUAUGUGGCUACUCUUGAUAAGGAAUUUCAUAUAAAGAUAUUUAAAAACGAGCUCAUCCCGUUCAUUAAUCUCAAAGAGCAAAACGUUUAAUUAACUUUAUUAUGCAAUGAGUUUUUCU
This is a messenger RNA of Drosophila willistoni, 1735 nucleotides long. Its product is annotated as modular serine protease. The transcript is spliced from 4 exons. Bases 1 to 1707 code for a protein of 568 amino acids. Gene Ontology annotation, cellular component: plasma membrane. The record is from RefSeq and is a predicted model, not a curated record. Lineage: Eukaryota; Metazoa; Arthropoda; Insecta; Diptera; Drosophilidae. Gene Ontology annotation, biological process: proteolysis. Gene Ontology annotation, molecular function: serine-type endopeptidase activity; protein binding.